AUGAAACCUUUUGUAAUUCUAAAACUGCCCCACAAAACCGUUCAAUCCCUUCAUUAGCGGACGGGACAACCGCCACCGGUCUCUCUCCCCAUAAACCCUAACGGUAACAAUUACGCUUCUCUGUAUUGUCCCGAUGGCUUCCCGCUGCCGAUCCCUCUCUAGACCUUCUCUGUCUUUACUAAAAUCCACCAUCACCAUACCCUCCGUUCAACCCAGACGCACGCCUUCUCUUCUGUCCCCUCCCUUUCUUCGCACGCUUUCAAGACCGAAUCCUCACUUGGGUGCUCUUCAGUCUUUGCUUCCCCUUCAUUCUGCGGUCUCUUCAGCUCGGCUGACCUCAUGCCUUGGCAUUGAUUUGAACUCGAGGUCGUUGUCUCAGGGUAUGCUCUGCAGUGCAAACCCAGGAGUUUGACUAUCCCCAAACUCCUGUACUUUAAUCUGGGGGUGUUGAUUAUUUUCUGCUGAUUAUGCUGCUUCUCAGAACUAGGUCUCGGCGUGCUGCGAUAAGAGAUGUUAGUGAGAAUUUGAGGCCAAUUGAUGGUCAGAGCUGUCGGCAAGCCUCUUUUACGAUGUCCUUUUUCUGUUUGUUGAAGUUUUUGUUAACAACUCUGAAAACAUAGGACAUAGCUUCAAGAAUUGAAUUCUUCAUGCUUAUUAGUUAUUCCUGCAAAUUGUGAAAUUUUCCGAAUAUUUCAUGCCUUCCCUUGGAUGCUGAUACAAAUGAAUAUAGCAUUACAACAUUGGUCAUCUGGGUGAUUGAUUAACGUUUGUUUGUAAUGUAGUUGAACAAUGUGUUUUGUUUGCUCAUGCUUCCUUCAUAUCAAAAAGUUUGGUUAUUGAC
Tripterygium wilfordii is the source of this 841-nucleotide messenger RNA. Its product is annotated as protein NONRESPONDING TO OXYLIPINS 2, mitochondrial-like. The record is from RefSeq and is a predicted model, not a curated record. Lineage: Eukaryota; Viridiplantae; Streptophyta; Magnoliopsida; Celastrales; Celastraceae. The transcript has 3 exons. The coding region runs from base 134 to 412 and encodes 92 amino acids.